CUUUACAUCUACAAGGUGGACUGACAAGGAAUGGGUGGGACAUCACUGAGAAAUAUUAACCUUGCUAAAAGCAGAGCUUGCCCAGUCUUACUGGCUGACUUUGGCAAAAUGAAGUGGAGUCUAGUCGUACAAUGCCUUUCCUUCUUUUUCUGUGUUCAUACCUCAAUACAAAGAGAGGUGAUGUGUCCCGUGCCCACAAUCGAAAAUGCAAAGACACUGAAGAAACCAGGCACACAUAUUGAGUACGAGUGCCUACAUGGAUAUGAACCCGACAGGUUUACCAUCACCUGUAAUGAGCAGGGAGACUGGGACAACAUGCGCCACUGCACUGCAAAAACACUGUACUGUGGCCCACCCCCAUCAAUCGAACAUGCAGUACAGGAUUUUAAGGAACAAUAUAAGGAUGGAGAAACCGCUACUUAUGUCUGUCCUUCAAACUACAUUAAGGAUGGUGAUCCAUACAUGAUCUGCUCACGAGGCAGAUGGAUAGGAAAAGGGAAAUGCUUGCAAAUUACUUGUGAUAUUCCCUUUGGCCAGCAUGUGUCUUACCCUGAUUACUACUUUGGUGGGGACAGAAAAUUGGGGGUGAAAAAAUCAUUCCGGUGUGAAAGUGGGUAUGUCUCACAAACUGGAACUGCCACGUGUACAGAGAACGGCUGGAUUCCAAAUCCACUGUGUACUGAGAUUGCGUGUCCUGAGCCAAGAAUUGACCAUGCAAGACAGCUGGACAAUCCACUCCAAACUUAUAAACCAGGUGCACGUAUUCGGUACCAGUGUCUGCAUUUAUCUAGAACGUUUGAGAUCACCUGUGAUUGGCUGGGAAAAUGGAAGGAUAUGCAGUCCUGCCCUGGGCCAGCUUCAUGUCCAGAACCUCAUACGGUGAUAAACAAUGCCGCCAUUAAUGAACCUCAAAAGGUCAAGAGCAGCUACACAGGAGGAGAAACUGUGGAAUAUAAAUGUUCUGAGGGAUUUGUGUUUGAGAACGAAAACAUUGCCCGCUGUACUGGGAGUGACUGGACGUACCCAAAAUGUAUAUCAACAAGACAGGACUGUGGCCAGCCGCCACAGAUUGAAGAUGCUGUACAGGAUUUUAAGGAUCGAUAUGAGGACGGUGAAAAAGCUGCUUAUGCCUGUCCUGCAUUCUACGUUAAGGAAGGUGAUCUGACCUGCACACGAGGCAGAUGGACAGGAAGUGGGAAGUGCUGGAGACCCUGCACUGUGGAUCUUAAAGCUAUGGGUGACCAUCAUUUACAGCUGAGGCAUACAGACACAGAAAAAAUCUAUUCAACUCAUGGAGAUGUUAUUGAGUUUUCUUGUAAAAGAGGAUAUAGACGAGGGAAAGACAGUGUUCCUUUCCGUCAGCGCUGCACUAAUGGACACAUUGACUUGCCUGUUUGUGAAUAUUGGGUCACAGGUUCCCAUUAAAGUGCUGUGGGGAUUUAAUUGUGCUCUUCACUGCUUAAAGAAGAAUCAGUCAUUUUAACCUGCUGUGUUAAUGUUUAGAUGUUUGUGUAGUGAUAAAUAACUGAGGAGGCUGCCAUUCAAACUACAUUCAGAUAAACUUCCAUUCAGUUAAUAGAAGAAUGGAUUGUGUGCAGUCAAACACAACAAAUGAUGAUGACCAGAGAUCUUCACUCACUUUCAUGAGCUAAAUAAACCAAUUAAAUGAAGAUUGUAAAACACAGUGUUUGAUAUAAUUAAGAUCCCAAAUCCAUCUCCUGAGAAAUAUCAUUUACAAACUUAGCAUCUUAAGUGGCAUUAAAGAAGAAGCUCUUUGAACUAUUCAUAAGCUUUGCUUGCUUUGUUGUUCAAUAUUUGUUUUUCUGCAAAAUUAAUAAAGCAUUUAAGAAUGU
Molecule: messenger RNA, 1853 nt
Organism: Pygocentrus nattereri (red-bellied piranha)
Lineage: Eukaryota; Metazoa; Chordata; Actinopteri; Characiformes; Serrasalmidae
Product: complement factor H-related protein 1-like
Exons: 9
Coding region: 31-1425 (464 amino acids)
Source: RefSeq, a predicted model, not a curated record